Messenger RNA from Betta splendens (Siamese fighting fish), 4919 nucleotides. RefSeq names its product LLGL scribble cell polarity complex component 2 (gene llgl2). Gene Ontology annotation, biological process: establishment of spindle orientation; regulation of protein secretion; cortical actin cytoskeleton organization. The transcript has 27 exons. The record is from RefSeq and is a predicted model, not a curated record. Bases 241 to 3273 code for a protein of 1010 amino acids. Gene Ontology annotation, molecular function: myosin II binding; GTPase activator activity. NCBI's taxonomy places the organism in Eukaryota, Metazoa, Chordata, Actinopteri, Anabantiformes, Osphronemidae. Gene Ontology annotation, cellular component: cortical actin cytoskeleton; cytoplasm; plasma membrane.
UGGGGCAGGAGCUGUCGUUAGGCGACAAGGAUCCACUGCAGGAGCCUCGCGGGGUGCACGCGCGUGCAUCGGGAGGGCGGAGUCAGCAAAGCAGUGAAGUUUUAGCCUAGCAGGAAGCACGGAAGCUACUGCUGCAGCGGUGGGAAAAGAAAGAGGACUAGAGUGUCAGUCGGUCCUCACACGUCACAUUCCUCCGGGAAAUUCGCUGUCACUUGAAUCCUAGUGGGUGAGUGGGACAGAAUGAAGAGGCUCAGGCGACAUGGCCAGGAGUCCCAGAGAGAGCGCAUCAAACAGGAGCUCUUUCAGUUCAACAAGGCAAUGGAGCAUGGGUUCCCCCACCAGCCCAGCGCUCUGGGCUACAGCGCAUCGCUGCAGCUGCUGGCCAUCGGCACCCGCUCUGGUGCCAUCAAACUGUACGGAGCUCCGGGUGUGGAGUUCAUGGGUCUACACGAAGAAAACGCUGCUGUCACACAGGUGCACUUCCUGCCCCACCAGGCUGGACUUGUGACAUUGCUGGAUGACAACAGUCUGCACAUGUGGACUUUAAGAGCCCACAAAGGACAGUCUGAGCUUCUGGAGAUAGGACGUUUUACACUCACUGGACCCCCUGGUGCCUCACCAAGUGUGACCAGUGUGACAGCAGUGCUGCCCCACUCGUCAGGGGAGCUGCUGCUGUUGGGUACAGAAGGCGGCCAUGUCUUCAUAGUUGAAGUCCCUGGCUUCAGAGAGCUGGAAGAAAGGAACAUCAGUCUGGACCAAGUCGCCAAUAGUGUUCCAGAAGACUACAUCGGCCGCAGGAAUCUGGAACAUGUGGAGGCUUUACAAGAGAACCCAGUUAACCCAGACCAGAUUGUUAUUGGCUAUGGACGGGGUCUCAUGGUCAUAUGGGAUCUGGAGAAACUGUGUGCCACCCAGCACAUCCCUGCCACACAGCAACUCGAAAGCGUAUGGUGGACGGAUGACGGGAAGUACAUUCUGAGUUCACACAGCGAUGGAAGUUACUGUCGGUGGAUGGUGGGCGGAGAAGACGGGAAUGAGGAGGAGGAGGAGGAAGAGAAAUCGGACAUUCCUUAUGGACAUUUCCCCUGCAAGGCCAUUUCGAAAAUUGUUCAGCUACCCACGAAAGAAGGGCCACCGUUCCUGCUGUUCAGCGGCGGAAUGCCACGGGCCAGUUAUGGGGACAGACACUGCAUCACCGUAAUCCACAGUAAAACACACGUGGCGCUGGAUUUCACCUCCAGAAUCAUUGACUUCUUUGUCAUAAAAGAUGGACCACGAAGCGCAGGAGAGCCCAGUGCACUAGUUGUCCUGGUAGAGGAGGAGUUGGUAAUAAUCGACCUACAGACCGAGGGCUGGCCAGUCAUUCAGACGCCGUACCUGGUUCCCCUCCACAGCUCCGCUAUCACCUGCUCCCACCACGUCUCCGCCAUCCCACUCAAACUGUGGGAAAGAGUCAUCGCUGCCGGAGACCUGCAGAACACGCACUACUCUAAAAAGCCAUGGCCAAUCACAGGAGGCCAAAACCUGGCCUCCGAUCCUCCCCAGAGAGAUCUGCUGCUCACAGGGCACGAGGAUGGAACAGUGCGCUUCUGGGAUGCAUCGGGGGUCUGUCUGUAUCCCAUGUACAAGUUGAGCACCUCUGCAGUGUUUCACACAGACACUGAUCCAAACGAUAACAUGAACCAAAGCACGGAAGGAGAAUGGCCGCCGUUCAGAAAGGUUGGAUGUUUUGACCCCUACAGUGACGACCCGAGGCUCGGGAUUCAGAAGAUUCAUCUUUGCAAAUACAGUGGUUAUCUGACUGUAGCAGGUACAGCUGGACAGAUCCUGGUGCUGGAACUAAAUGAUGAGGCGGCAGAGCACACUAUAGAGGCUAAAGUUGUGGACUUGCUGCAGGGCCAAGAAGGAUUUCGCUGGAAGGGCCACACUCGGCUGGAUGUUCGAGAAGAUCCAGUGCUGUUUCCUCCAGGCUUCCAGCCCUUGGCUCUGGUCCAGUGCCAGCCCCCUGCGGUAGUCACCGCCCUCACCCUGCAUUCAGAGUGGAAGCUAGUGGCUUUUGGCACUAGCCAUGGUUUUGCCGUGUAUGAUUACCAACAGAAGAACAACAUCCUCAUCAAGUGUACUUUAAACCCCAGUGACCAGCUUGCAAUGGAGGGUCCAUUGUCCAGGGUGAAGAGCAUAAAGAAAUCCCUCCGCCAGUCCUUCAGGAGAAUCAGGCGCAGCCGAGUCUCACUUAGGAAACACCAUGUCAACAAUGCUGCAAAGCUUCAGGAUGCAAAUGCUCGUUUGGAGGCUGAGCUGGCAGAGAUGGAGUUGGCUCCUGUCCAGAGGAAGAUCGAGGCUCGCUCCUCAGACGACUCCUUCACUGGCCUCGUGCGGACUCUGUACUUUGCCGACACGUUCCUCUCAGACAGUUCUCACAACACACCCUCCCUAUGGGCAGGAACAAACGGUGGCUGUGUGUUUGCGUACAUGCUUCGUCUUCCUUCCGUAGAGCACCGAGCAGAUGAACCUAUCACAGCACAGCCAGCUAAAGAGAUCCAGCUAAUGCACCGGGCUCCUAUUGUUGGUAUUGUGGUGCUGGACGGUCAUGGUGCUCCUCUCCCUGAGCCCCUAGAGGUAGCCCAUGAUCUGGCUCGUUCGCCAGAUAUGCAUGGAUCACACCACCUCUUGGUCAUAUCUGAGGAACAGUUUAAGGUUUUCACCCUGCCUAAGGUGAGUGCCAAGAUGAAGUUGAAACUGACUGCUGUGGAUGGCUCCAGAGUACGGAGAGCAGGGGUCGCUUGGUUUGGCAGCAAUCGCACGGAGGACUACGGCGAGAGUGGCCUCAUGGUUCUGACCAAUCAGGGCGACGUCCACGUGGUGUCGCUGCCUGGCGUCAAACUGCAGGUCCACUACAAUUGCAUCCGUCGCGAGGACGUCAGUGGCAUUGCUUCCUGUGUUUUCACCAAGCAUGGCCAGGGCUUUUACCUGAUCUCUCCAUCCGAGUUUGAACGGUUUUCUCUGUCUACGCGCAACCUGGUAGAGCCUCACUGUUUGGUGGAAGCCCCUCAAUAUUCUGCUCCCUCCACUCAACAUAGGCCACAUGCUAAUAAAGCUUCAUCUGCUCAAAGGAAUGCCAGGCAUGAGAGUGAGGAUGCAGAAAGUGCAGCUAGACGUGUUAUGGAGCAUGCUUUGCUGAAUGACGAGAAAGUACUUCAGGAAAUCCAGAAGUCUCUAGAAGCAGACCAGAUGUUGUUCUCGGAGAAUAAUGUGAAGAGUGCUUUAGCCUGAGGACCAUUGCUCUACAGUGGAGGACUCACUUGUUGAUGUGUAUGAAGCAUAUAGUAGCCCCAAAUCAGCAGUCGUCUCCUCAGCCGACAAAAGAAACACUACUGACCUUUGACCCCUCACAUCAGUGACAAACAUUCCCACUGACUCUGCUUGUUGUGACGCGGCAGCAGGACCUGUCUGCCCAGCACAGGCUAACAGCGCAGACAGAGGGUGAAGGAACAGACACCACCCGUGCCUACAGACCACACACUGUACACAGAUCUAUCCACAGCAUGGUCACAACCAUUUAACCCAAAGCUUCAUGAAGCACAUGCUUUCACGCGUGACCAGUGCCACAGUUCAAUGCCAGCAUCUUUCGUUGAUGCCCCUCGUUGAAGCUUGACAUCCAUCCAAAAGCCUUUAUAUUUAUACUGACCAUUUGAUGUGGUCAAAUCAUUGCCUUCAUCUCUCUACAUGGACAUUCAGCUAGAAAGAAGGCUGACAGUGAUUUGCAUAAUGAAGAUGAAAAUAUUUUGUAGCUAAAUUUUAUGUGAUGUGUGCCUCUUUUGUGUUUAUUCGAAGAAACUUUUAGAUGCUACAUUGGAAGCGAAUUUCUGCCAAAAAGCAACGUGCCGGAUGGAAAGUUGAAAAUUUCCUUAGAUACAUAGUCAUGUGUGAGAUUAUACAUUAAAAUGUACUUUUUGAUGUUAAAGGUAAUGUAAGUGAUGUCAAAAACAUUUUUAUGCUAAAAUUAUGAGCUACGUGAAGAUUACUUUCAGGUUAAACUCAGCCGUUAUUACUCUCAAUCAUUUCACAGAAUUUAGGUUUUUAUUCAAAUCAUAAUUUUCACUUAAUGUGACCUUGCAUCCUUUUUUAAAUGUAUUUUUAUUUCAAGUAAUACUUUAUGCAUCUGUUUAGUACCUAAUAGUUUUAAAAGUAUUUUUGUUCACACAUCAUAGUAAUUACUUGACAAAGUUUGACUCAAACGUGAUUAUGUUUUUCUUUUAAUUAUUGUAUUAAUAGUAAAGGUAAUUUUUAGAAAACGUCCUAAUUUUGACCUUUAAAAAUGUAGGUGGAUUUGUAGUUUCGUUGUUUUUGGCAUAAAUGAGCUUCCAUACAAGGGAAAUGUUAUCAGAGUAACAUAUAGAAAUCUGUUUGAUGUUAUGUUGAACCACACUGAUCUUACUGUAUAUGUUUCAGCCAUAAUUUUUUAAGAGUUAGUACUAGAAUUACAAACUACUUUACCACUUUAUGCUGCUAGGGCAGUCCUUUCCACUACUGCAGAUCUCGCAAUGCUGUUUUUUGUUUGUUUUUUUAGGGGGGAGGGAGUUGUGGGCCUUAGUGGGGUCUGGUUUUCAGUCAUUUAAAAAAAAAUAUUUUAUGCCAGCAAUGAAUGUUUAUUUAGGAAUGUAACUGUAAGCUAAUAUAGUCAGACAUAUUAAUAUAUACAGUGUAUGCGACUCUGUACCUGUGGGCCUGUUGUAACUAGGAUGGGCUGCUCAUAAGAUCCUACAAGGAAAUAUUUUGGUACUGUGUCUCAGAAUGCUGGGUAUUUUAGCAUCAGUCUAGAAUAUAUUUUUGUAGUAAACUGAUUAAGAACCCUAAUUUUUUUUUAAAGUGUAACACUACAGUUUCUUGUAGGUAAAUAUUACACAUUUCUGCAAGAA